Messenger RNA from Microplitis demolitor, 7237 nucleotides. It is a transcript of the gene axo, whose product is annotated as axotactin. Gene Ontology annotation, molecular function: serine-type endopeptidase inhibitor activity. The record is from RefSeq and is a predicted model, not a curated record. The transcript is spliced from 26 exons. NCBI's taxonomy places the organism in Eukaryota, Metazoa, Arthropoda, Insecta, Hymenoptera, Braconidae. The coding region runs from base 180 to 6032 and encodes 1950 amino acids.
UAAAUAUAUAUAUAUAUAUAAACUAUUUUUAAGUGUUAAAAUAUUAUUUUAUGAUAUGAAUUGUGAAUGUGUCUAUUUUUUCUGCUCCAUCGAUCUCCAGUGACUUUAUUAAAAAUUUAUAAAAAUAAGAGACCAGGCUCAUUGUAUCGCAUGACGUUAAUAUCAACGAAUGAAGAACGAUGACGAAACAAUCGAGGGGGGUCUUAAUGAUCCUGAGUCUGUUGAGCGUAAUACUGAAAGUGGAGCCAAGUAUUACAGACUCGUCAGAAAUGGAAUUAAUCGACGAAACAGAAAUAAUAGCAACGACAACAAGACGCACGUUACCCGAUCGGUGCUUAGUAAAAACAGAUACGGGCCCUUGCAAGUAUUACAUACACAAAUGGACAUUCAACAAAGCGGAGAACAAAUGCCGGACUUUUGUUUACGGAGGAUGUUUAGGAAACGAAAACAGAUUCAAUUCGCAACUCGAAUGCCUUCAUUAUUGUAUCGGUGGUCCAAAUUAUACUCUGCCGUCUUAUAUGGUAACAAAAGGAAGUGUUUUUGUUACAACCAGCACUACAACGACAAGUACUCCUCCGACAACAACACCAAGUACUCCUCCACCUACAUUUAUCCCUCCAGAGCCCACAAGACCACCGGUGCCAAAGCACAAAAGAGGAAAGGAAUUAACGUUCAUGGAAUCUGGUUACGAAAAAACAUUUAUGUUUGCCCAAAGCAACACAUUCAUUCAAUUAGACGGAAGCGGUAUAAAAACGUUUCAACUGCGACUAUGUCGCGAGAUAUCAUUUCAAUUUCGUACGAAGCUACCCCAUGGGCUGUUAGUCUAUCACAGUGUGAAGGAUCGCCCAGAAAGUUUGGAUCCUUAUGCGCUGUAUGUUAUUGUAGAAAAAGGGCAGCUUAAAGUUGUCCAUGUGUUUGGCAAAGCCUCCACUAGCUUAACUGUCGGUGAAGGUCUCAACCGGGACGAAUGGCACAGUGUCUUAGUGCGCAUUGACGUCCACGGGGCCAAACUAAUAGCCCGAGUCGAUGAUAAACAAGAAGAAACUACUCUUGAGGUACUUGAACGUGUAAUUAAUUACGGAGUAUCCGAAGAUCUUGCUUCCGUCGUUCUCAUCGGAGGAUUGAGCUCAGAAGAAAGAUUGCACGGUGUUAAAUAUAUAAUUGAAUCCUUUGUAGGAUGUAUUAAGGACAUGGUAUUAAGUUCAGGAAAAUCAGCAAGUGAUUUAUUGCCAAUAAGACCUUUAAUUGCAACCAAACAUGAGAAUGUAAAAGAAGGCUGUAUCAAUAAAUGUUGGACGAGAGAGAACUUGUGUUUUAUAGGCAGUCAAUGUGUCAAUCAUUACAACAGCUUGACAUGUGAUUGUUUUGGCACGAGAUACGAAGGAGAACGUUGUGAUGUUUACACUGCGACUAUUUUAACACUCCGUGGGUCGUCUUACGUGUCCUUCAGAGUUUACGAUUGGAAAGAUCGAGUUCAUUCUUCUGUUAAUCGUCUAAGUAUGAUGUUCAAAACACGUUGGGAUGACUCUGUACUGUUUUAUGCAUCUGGUGAGAUAGAUGGUACGGCUCAUUAUGUAUCAGCGAGUAUAAUUGACAAAAAAGUUCAUAUUUCCCUUGACUUUGGUCAUGACUCCAAGAUAACUACGACCUUAGGCGAUUACGUAAAUUCAAAUCACUGGAAUAAUUUAACAUUAUUUCAUAAUGGCUCUCAAGUGACCGUAAGCCUUGACUAUGAGAGUAAAGUACUUGAAAUACCUGGUGAUAAUCAUUACAUGAUUAUUGAUCCGGAAAUUUACAUCGGCGGAGGUCCUGAGCUCCAUAAAAAAAGGGGGCUCAUGUCUUACAAUAAUUUUGCGGGUGCACUGAAGUAUGUUUUUUAUAAUGACAAGUCAAUAAUAUAUGAACUUAAAAAGUCAAAUCCGAUGGUUCAUUACAUCGGAGUACUUCAGCCAGAGUAUUAUGAAGUAGAUGUUGAUGUAAUUCCGAUAACUUAUCCAUUCGCGGGAAGUCACAUUUGGUGGCCGAUUGCCAGAACUGAUUCUCUGAUGCUUAAUUUUGAUUUUCAAAGCUCGAAACCGGUGGCCGUAGUGGCUUCUGGUGACGUUAAAAGUGACCAAGGCCUCGGAUACUGGGAGCUGAGACUCGUAAAUGAUGAAAUGAGAUUCCAGUUAAUUCCAGUCUUAAUUGAAAAUAUAACUGUAUCAUCUUCCGUUAAAUUUCCGCCGGAUAACAAGACAUCUUGGCAUGCAGUUGAGCUCAAUUACACCAAAGGGGAGCUGAAUAUUAUUGUAGAUUACAGACACAAACAGGGAAAAAUGUUUGCCAUGACAUUUGAGCUCGGCGAUAAAGUCAUUAUUGGCAGUGGCAAAAGUGACGCAGGUUUGGUUGGCUGUAUGAGGAAUAUAAAAGUUAAUGAUGAAGUUAUCGAGCCGCGAUAUGUUAUAAAUACUGAGAGAGUUGUAGGUGAAGUUGCUUUGGAUAAUUGUCAGUUUGUCGAUCCUUGCAAAAGACCAAAUACUUGUGAGCAUGGAGGAAAAUGUUCUGUUAAAGAAAAUAAAAUUACUUGUGACUGUAGCGAUACUGGAUACAUUGGAAAAAAUUGUCAUUUUGCCCAAUACCGUAAAACCUGUGAAGAAUUAGCACUAUUAGGAUACACUCAAGACGAUGUUUAUAAAAUCGAUAUAGAUGGGAACGGUAGAUUCCCACCAGCACUAGUUAAAUGUGAGUUUCAAUCAAUUGAAGACGCGACUAAAACAAUUGUCGAGCACAAUUUACCUUCUCAAGUCGACGUAAGAUCAAUAGCAGAGGACGAUUUUUCAUUUAACAUAACUUAUCGACAAUUUACUGCUGAAAUGCUUCAAGAAUUGAUUUCACAUUCGCUGUACUGCAGUCAGUACGUGAAAUACGACUGCUACAAGGCCCCUUUGGAUCUUCAUAGCGCCACGUGGUUCCUCGGUUCCAAAGAAACGAUCGUUGAUCACAUCGGCAACGUCAAUCGCGGCUCCUGUCCAUGUGGAACAAACCGAACCUGCGUGAAUCCUGAAUUGAGUUGCAACUGCGAUGUUUCUGCCGGUAAAUGGCUUUCAGACGAAGGCUACUAUGAAAGCCCUGACUCUUUAGGUAUAAUGGGGAUGGUUUUCAUUCAACAAAAAGACCUAGAAGAAGACGCGCAAGGCAGAAUAACACUCGGCCCCCUAGAAUGCGUUGAAACGAAUACGCAGAAAUAUGUCGUCACUUUCACGACAUCUCAGUCGUACAUCGAAGUGCCAGGAUGGCGUAAAGGUGAUAUAGCAUUCAGUUUUCGUACAACUGGAGAAAAAGCAAUUCUUUUGUAUCAGCCGCCUAUACGUAGCAACUAUCCGUCAUUUAUGGUCGUACUGACUUCUGAAUAUCGUCUUACGUUCAAUUUCACUCUCAAUACCGGAGCGAAUCGUGAAAUGGAAGUUAAAAGCCGGAGAAAAUUAAACAACGGCGAGUGGCAGAAAAUUUGGAUUGAUUACAAUGACUACCAUGUUCGCUUUAUGAUAAAUACCGACUUCCAAAUGGUUGAACUACUGCCUGAAGAAGAAUUCGGACCUUUCGAGGGGUCGAUGUUCAUUGGCGGCGCUACUGCGGAGCAUUUGAAAACAUCGGAAGUAAGACAAGGACUGAUUGGAUGCUUCCGCGGUCUGGUUGUCAAUGGAGAAAUUUUAGAUAUUCACAGUUACAUGUCAGUCCACUUGUCAGAAAUAAUAAAAGAUUGUAAGCCGUCAUGUCAACCGAACAAAUGUCAGAAUGGCGCGAGAUGCGUUGAACUCUGGAGCAACUUUGAGUGCGUUUGUGAAAAUAAGUGGGCACAUCAAGGAACAUUUUGUGAAACAAACAUCAACAGCAAAGCGCUGACGUUUUCAUCACCGGGUGCAUUUCUGAAGAAAAACUACUUCGGGUCAGGCGCUGAUGAAGAGAAAUUACUGCUGAAGAGUAUGCUGCUGGAGAACAUCCUGAUAAAUCUGAGGACUUACGACACCCACUCACUCAUCCUGUAUGCCAACGACCACCUCAACAACUUUGCUCAUCUCUACAUUUCCAACGGGACCAGCAUUGUCUACUUAUUUAACACCGGGAACGAGAUUAAGAACAUCACCGUCCAGUAUCCAGGAGUCAACACCGGGAUUUCCGUUCAAAUUGCGAUUAUCAGAGGCGCGACUUCAACUACUCUGCACGUCAAUAAUCACAACAUUACUCUGGAUGCCGUGCCACUGCUGCUGGAUACUUAUUCCAAUAAGCCCUGGAUCAAUCCGGAGAAAGAAGUUUUGGCGCCACAACGACCACCUGCACCACCAACUGAUUACUUUCAAGUAAAUCUAGGAGGGUUUGAUCCCGACAAUCUUCUGCGCGUUGGAAAAGAAGGGAAUCUUAUUCAAGGAUACGUCGGUUGUCUUCGAGGUCUAAUGAUUGGCGAAUAUCUUGUGGAUCUUCCUAAUCUCGCAAGCGAAGCCAAUCACGAAGGAAGCAAAGGAGUGUUGCCAAACUGUCAAAUGAAAUGUGACGCCGUGCCGUGUAAAAAUCUCGGGAUAUGCACCGAAGAUUUCGGCAAACAAGAGUCUUCUUGCAAUUGCGAGUUGACUUCUUAUUUUGGGGAAAACUGCGCUGACGAAAAAGGCGCGGAUUUCAGCGGAGAAAGUGUUCUGCAAAGAGGAUUUGAAUUAGAAGGCGAAGUUAAACAAGUUAAGGUCCAAUUAGCGUUUUCGACAAACGAUUUACGUCAACGGACAUCCGCGCUAUUGUUAUUACAAACAGAAAAUAAGAGAACUUAUUAUCUGCUGGUAGCAUUGACCUCAGAAGGUCAAUUGAUUUUUGAAGAGGACAGAGAAGGUUCUACUUUCGGAGUGAGAUUAAAUGACAGAAAUUUUUUGAAUGGUGCCAGACAUAGCGUUUAUUAUGUACGAGACAAUAACACCGCAACUUUACUGAUUGAUCGCGAACCCGUGCAAUUAUUACCGAUUCCUGUGCUAAGUAUCAAUGACGAUGAUAAUGGUAAUCAUCAGGAAGAAGAUGAAAGUCCUGGAGCUACAGAAAUUCAACUAGGGGGACUUAAUACUACUGACCAUAGAUUUAGCGCUUAUAAAGGUUACACUGGGUGUCUUAGUAACGUUGUAGUCUCAAUUAAUGGGGGCGCGAUAAUGAAACCAUUGGAGGAGUAUAUGUUAUUCACUAAAAAAGGAAGUGAAACAGUAAGAGCAUCUAUUCCAGCGGGGGUCAGAAGUGCUCAGUGUGCCGUUUUUCAUGCUCAGCCACGAGGGCUUGAACCUCCGAGAAAUGACAGUGUUGGUCGCGACAGAGCAUGGGUAGAAGAUCCACCGGCACGAAUUCCGUACAAAUCAUUAUACAACGACGAAACUAAAGAAGAACAAGGCGCAGGCACUUACAUUUUUAUAGUACUUGUUUGUGUAUUUGUUUUGGCGGUAGUUGGAUGCAUUUAUGAAGUACUAAGAAGCGCGAGACGUGAUCGAAAACGGAGACGAGCUCUAGCAGCAGCCGCUGUUUCGGGCAGCGGAUCUCCUGGUGGUUCGAAACGAUGGCAGCCGGCUUAUGCUACUACUGUUGUUGGAACAUCUGGUGUCAAAACGGUUGGAUUUAAGACAAUCAUCGAUGAUGAAAAGAGACCUAAUGGAACCAAGGACUACAAAUCAGUCCCUAAUUCAGAAUCAAAAAAUGAUGUUGCUAAUGAUAAAAAAGUUUUUAUAAAAGAAGAAGAAUCAGAGAAGAAAGAAUUACUUGGGGUAAAUACUGGCACCGGUCCGAAACCUGCGAAACCGAAUCCAUUUUCAAUGGAAGAUUUAACUGAAGAGCCAGAGCUCGAAGAACGGGAGCAAGAAGAAGAAGAAGACGAAGAUGAAGAAGAAAUGGAAAAAAAUUCAAGUCCGGAAACAGAAGCCGAAGUACUCGUCAAACCGGUUCCGAUAAUAACUUGGUCUAAGGCGACUAAUGAAGAGAAUGUGAUACCAUUAAACUCCAUUACCAAAACGGAUGAAACGCAAGAAACGUUUUAAUUGUAAUUAAAAAGGUAUCACAGAGUAUUUUUUUUUUUUUAGUAACAUUUACAAAGAAAGAAAAAAAUAAUUGACUGAAAAAUUUACAAAUUAAUAAAUAAAUAUUUUAACACAGUAUACAUAAGUAUAAAGUUUGAUAAACUAAUUAUACAAUAUAACUUUUUAGAAAUUUAAGAUACGAUAUUUUGUGAAUGAGAUAUAUAUAAAUAUUUUAUAGCAUGUUUUAUUGGAGCUUAUAGAUAAAUAUAUACAAAUGAAUCAAAAAAAGCUUGUUACUAUAAAUUAUUCAUAAUCAUUCAUACCGUCAUCAUACAGGACUGAGGUACCGUUUUUGGCAACUCUAGGCCCAAUUUUGGACACUUGAAAAUCUGAUAACUCGCAUAGAAUUUAAUAAAAAAAAAACUUUUAUCACACUAUUACGAUGCGAAUUUAUUUUCAUUCAUGGGGAAAUUAUUCUUGUAUAAAAUAUUAUGUCUUAGUAAAGCCGGACACUGUUGGCCAGCGGGCGGAAAUUGAAAUGAACCCAUAUAAAAACUGCUAUGACCAUAGUAAAAUUUGCUGUGGUUACAGUAAUCUGUUAUUUAAUCGCUGUCAAUUUCAAUAUGACCAUGGUAAUUUUUGCAAGUGUUUAUUUCAAUAUGAUCCGGUUUUACUAAGACACCAUAGCAUUUCAAAGAAAAAUAGUUCCCCCGUGUAUUUCUUGAUUAAUUAAAAAAAAGUAUUAAUUGUCCAAAAAUGGGGCAUAGUCACAAAUGGUACUUCUACCUUUUAUUUAAUUAUACUGUGUUUUCUAUCAUAUCAUCGCAUGUUUGAGCUUUUUGGGCUGCUGAAAUGCUGAUCACCAGUCACAUCGCAGCUUUUUUUUUUAUCAAAGGGUGAUCGGCCCAGUAAAUGAACAUUACUUAAUUUUUACUUACAUAAUUUAGAUUUUAAUCUCAAUUACAUAAAGAAAAUACUCCGUUUUUGUUUAAUUGACGGCUUUUAGAUCUUCGUCAAAUUUUAUCGCGUCUUCUACAUUAAAACAUAGAAAAAAACGACUGUUCAUUUACUGGUGCAGUCACCCUAUUUCAUGUUUUUUUUUAUUAUUAUUACUAUUAAUUAUUUAUAAAAAUGUGACACAGUGGCAUUAAAUCAAAACAUACCAUACUGUUUAUUUAAUAAUUCGUGCGUUAAUGUGCAAUGUUUAAUUUACCGAAGUAAGUGAG